Molecule: messenger RNA, 891 nt
Organism: Hippocampus comes (tiger tail seahorse)
Lineage: Eukaryota; Metazoa; Chordata; Actinopteri; Syngnathiformes; Syngnathidae
Product: P2Y purinoceptor 4-like
Exons: 1
Biological process (GO): G protein-coupled receptor signaling pathway
Cellular component (GO): plasma membrane
Molecular function (GO): G protein-coupled UTP receptor activity
Source: RefSeq, a predicted model, not a curated record
AGUUACACUAUUUUGUAGUACGGUGUACUGUUGUACAGUAUUUAGUUUUCGUUAACUAUCAUAACAUGCGAUCCAAUUUAUGUGAAAAUUUUUUCCAUUUAUGUGCCUCAGGGCCUCCUCAUCCUCUGAUGUUUCCUUCAACACCUCCUGACUGGAUGCGGGAGACCAGCGGUCACCAUGGCAACGGCGGCAUCCAUCCCUGUGGCGUUCAACCAGUCUGUGACGUUCACAUCUAUCUUCAACGCCAGCUGCCGCUUUGACGAGGAGUUCAAGUACAUCCUGCUACCCGUCUCCUACACGCUGGUCUUCGUGGCGGGCUUGGUGCUCAACGCCACCGCACUGUGGACCUUUGUCAAGAUGCGUCCGUGGAACCCCAACGCCAUCUUCAUGUUCCACCUGGCGCUCUCCGACUUCCUGUAUGUGCUGUCGCUGCCCACGCUCAUUUACUACUACGCCAACCGCAGCCACUGGCCCUUUGGCGUGGCGGCGUGCAAAAUAGUGCGCUUCCUCUUCUACGCCAACCUCUACUGCAGCAUCCUGUUGCUCACCUGCAUCAGCUUGCACCGCUACAUGGGUAUCUGCCACCCCAUCAAGGCACUCAGCCUGAUCAAACCCCGCCACGCCCACCUGGCGUGCGCCGCCGUGUGGGCGGCGGUGGUCGUCUGCCUGGUUCCCAAUUUGGUGUUCGUCACCACUUCCAGGCGAGACAAUGACACAUUGUGCCAUGACACCACCAGCCAGGAUUCCUUUGAGGAAUAUGUGGACUACAGCUCGGCCGUCAUGGUGCUUCUGUUUGGCGUGCCCUUCUUGGUCAUCGUGGCGUGCUACUGUAAGAUGGCGCACACCCUGUGCCGGCCCAGACGGGGCUUGUCGGCCAACCCGGCGUCGCGG